Vidua macroura (Pin-tailed whydah) is the source of this 2515-nucleotide messenger RNA. It is a transcript of the gene TTC24, whose product is annotated as tetratricopeptide repeat domain 24. The transcript is spliced from 10 exons. The record is from RefSeq and is a predicted model, not a curated record. Gene Ontology annotation, molecular function: protein binding. NCBI's taxonomy places the organism in Eukaryota, Metazoa, Chordata, Aves, Passeriformes, Viduidae. The annotation marks the transcript as partial.
ACUGCCCCCUCUGCCCCAACAGGAUCCACCACCCCUGCGGCCCCCACCAGCUGCAAGAAGAGCCGUAAGAAGAAGAAGGCUGAGGCCAGGGCAGCUGCUCCGGAGGGAGGGGAUGAGGCGGCGGGGCGGGUGGAUGCGAUCGAGGGCCUCACACGAGCCGGACAUCGGGCGCUGGCCCUGGGCGCCGGGCGGGAGGCAGUGGGGUGCUUCAGGAAGGCCCUGCUCCUCUCCAGGGACGCACUGAGCCCCCAGCUCCACAGGGCUUGUGCUUUUAACCUGGGGGCUGCCUAUGUGGAGACUGGGAAGCCCAAAAAGGCCUUUGAGUUCCUCCUCCAGUCCCAGCCCUCAGAGGCGGAGAGCAGGGACCGCUUGGGGAGCCUUUAUUUCAGCGUCGGGGCGGCACAUGAAGGCCUCCAGGAUUUUCCAAAGGCUCUGGAGCGUUUUGAGAAAGUCUCCGGCCACGCCGGUGCCGCGCAGGCUGGCAGCCGAGCGGGGACCUGCGUGCAGAUGGGCUGCUGCUACCUGGGGAUGCGCGAGCCGGCCCGGGCCGCGCGGUGCUUCCUGGAGGCGGCACGGGCCUACGCGGCGGCCGAGAGCCCCGAGGCCGCGGCCGUGGCUCUGAGCCGGGCGAGCGGCUCCAUGCUGCAGAGCCGGCGGUUCCGGGCGGCGGAGAUCGCCGGGGUCCUCGCCCGGUGCCGCUCACUCUGCGAGGCCAUCCCCGACCUGGCCCUGCGAGGGAAACUCUACAACGACAUCGGCCUCGGCUACUCGCAGCUCCACAUCUUCUCCCUGGCUGCCGAGAGCUUCGAGCGGGCCUUGGGGCUGUGUGGUGCGGAGCCGCAGCGGGACCGGCACCGGGAGGCCGCGCUGCUGCAGAACCUGGGCGCUGCCCACAACGCCCAGCGCAGCUUCGGCGCCGCGCUGGGCUGGCACCGGCGCGCGGCCGCGCUCCACGGCGCUCUGGGGAACCGCAGGGCUCAGGGGCAGAGCUUUGGGAACCUGGCGUACGCCUGCAGCCGGCUCGGGAACCACGGGGCAGCCGCGGAGAGCUACCUGCACGCCCUGCAAGCCUUCCGGGACUCGGGGGAUUUGCAGGGGCAGUGGCAAGCGUGCGAGGGGCUGGGCGCAGCGUGCUUCCACCUGGGAGACCCCCAGAAAGCCAUCGGGCACUAUCAGGAGGCUCUGAUUUUGCUUUCCCGCUGUCAGGACAGCCCCAGAGCUGCCCACAAACGGGUCGUGCACAAGCUCACAGAUGCCAUCCAGCACCGACUCCACCUCAGCCACCUCUCCUCCCACGGGGCUUGGGCACCCACCCCAGCCCAGGAGCCCAGCCAGCUGCGGUUUUGCUCCACGCUGCCCCGUGCCAGUAGGACACAGCUCCAGGGGAGCGAGGUGGGGAAAGCCCAGGCUGAGGACGAGCUGUAUUGGCGUAUGCCAGGAGCACAUCCUGGGUAUUCAGGCACAAGAGUGGCCCUGACUGGUGGUCUCGCACUGGAGUCCUGCAACCCAAGUGGCCUCCUGGGCAGCUCUGGGGAGGAUGAUGAUGGUCCCAGCUCAGCUCCAGGGUAUCACAGUGAGCCCCAGGCUAACAGCACGAGGAUCACGAGCCCCCUGCCCCUGGCCAAGCCACCCCAUGCGGGCCUCCAGCUCCACAAGUACCACAGACAACCAGAACAUCGCUUCUCCAGUGAGCCCAGGCCGGGGGGUCUCGCACCGCAUUCCACGGGGCAUCAAAACCGCCAAACCCUCCCUCCGAGGCCUCCGGAGAGCCUUGACGACGACCCCACUGCCACUGCUGCCGGCUGCUGGCCCCGCCGGGGACCUCGCACGGGGACCGGGACUCUGUCCCUCGUCUGCAGCCUCGUGUGACCAGGAGGACACCGGGGAAACGCCGUUUCUGGGGGGGCCUCGGAGGCUGGGGGGGGGGGGUGGGCCGUUGAGCCAACACGGUUUUAACCCCUGUGAAAAAUGCAUAUUUUAUGAUUGGCUUUUCGCAAAUGUUGCAAUGAAUAUUAUAUGUGUAAUGUUGGAAAGUUACGCUGUAUUAAUUCUCUCAAGAAGUGUGUUAAAUGUAUUUUUAAGUUAUAACGCAAUGUUAAGAUAGAAACUAUACUAUGUAAGAUACUUUUUAACUAGCUCAAGAAAGAGAUGAGAUAAUCAAGAAAUUCUUUGCACAGAGAUGACAGGGACGGGGCCCAUAAAGAGUUACAGCCUCCUUAUCAGAAAAAACAAACAUUCUUCCACCUUCUCUCCGUCUUUAUGGAACCACCAGGAUUAAGGAGAAGAAGUUGACAAAAACCACAAAAAAUUUGCAAGGAAUUUAUGCAUCAUGUAUGAGAUGUAUGAAUAUGCAACAGGCUAUUGCUUUUAAGGUUAUUCCUUUGUUCACCAGGCAUGCUUGUCGUGGCUUAAGUGCCCGAGAGCAUCCGGACAUCCGUAAUUCUUUGCUUUUUACUGUCUUGUAAUUGUCCUAACUCUAAAUUUUUAUUACUCUAACCGUAUUACUAUUUUUAUA